AUGGAAGUUGCCCCUGUUUUCCUCGCUAUUGUUCUUGAGUAUCUUGCAGCUGAGAAGGAUUUGACAGAGAUGGGGAAGCCAGGCAAAUGGCUUAGAAGUUUCUUGACAGGGAAGAAAGACAAGGAGAAGGAAAAGGGUACAACUAAUCAAAAUUCCUCACCUAGGAUUGAGAAUCCAGCGACUCCAAUUUCGAUCCCACCAAAUACUCCAAAAGAAAAACGAAGAUGGAGUUUUCGCAGAUCAUCAGCCACAGCAGCUUCUUCCAAGGACUCGAAUUCUACAGAACCAAGUGCCACCACACCACCACCUGCAGUGCAGGGUACGUCCUAUUCAGAGAAUGAACAGAAAAUGCACGCGAUGGCUAUGGCAGCGGCUGCUGAUGUAGCUGUGGCUGCUGCACAGGCUGCAGCUGCUGUGAUCCGUCUAACUGCUGCCACCUCUAGGAGAGCCAGCGCAAUCGAAGAGGCUGCUGCCAUAAAAAUUCAAUCAGUCUUUCGAUCUUAUUUGGCAAGAAAAGCAUUGCGUGCAUUAAAAGGCUUAGUGAAGUUGCAGGCACUUGUAAGGGGUCACCGGGUGAGGAAACAAGCAACUGCUACACUCCGGUGCAUGCAGGCAUUGGUGAAUGUACAGACUAGAGCUCGGGCUCAGAGGAUCUGGAUGGCUGAAGACGUAAAUCCCAGCCAGAGGCAAUCAAUCCACAGAAAAUGGACACAGGAGAAUAGGAUUAGGCACACAAAUUAUGAGAUUGAUAGAGGCAUGGAGGAGAACAUCAAGAUUGUGGAGAUGGAUGUUGGAGAAUCAAAGGGAAGCAUAAAGAGCAGAAAUAGCUACUCGCACCAUUCCCAAGAUCGAGCAGAGCAUAGAUUCUCCACACAUUAUGCUUCAAAUCAAGCAUACUCGAAGCAAGAGAACAACCAGGUCUCUCCAGCUCCAUCAGCUCUAACAGAUAUGAGCCCCAGAGCCUGCAGUGGCCAUUUUGAGGACUAUCCCUUCAGCACAGCACAGAGCAGUCCCCAGUACUACUCUGCAGCGUCAAAACCUGAUCCAUCAAGACUUCCAUUUGCCUUUCCAAGACCAGACUACCCAGAAUCUCUGUCCUACGACCACCCAUUAUUUCCAAAUUACAUGGCAAACACAGAAUCUUCAAGGGCCAAAGUUCGGUCACAUAGUGCACCAAAACAAAGGCCAGACUCAUUUGAGAGGCAACCAAGCCGGAGGAGGGCAUCAAUAGAGGGAAGGAACGUCCCAAGGGCAGUGCGGAUGCAGCGGUCGUCUUCCCAUGUUGGAGCCACUGCUCAAAAUUAUCAAUAUCCAUGGUCAAUUAAGCUUGACAGAUCAGCAGUAUCACUUAAAGAUAGUGAGUGCGGAUCCACCAGUACAGUGAUCACAAACACCAAUUACUGCAGAUCUCUAGCUGGAUUUGAAGUUCAUGGAAAUAGCGUUAAGGUGAAGUAA
Dovyalis caffra is the source of this 1455-nucleotide messenger RNA. Lineage: Eukaryota; Viridiplantae; Streptophyta; Magnoliopsida; Malpighiales; Salicaceae. The record is from the annotation of a GenBank genome assembly.